AUGAAGUUCUUCGCCCUCGCCGCAUCUCUCGCCUCCCUCCUUACCACCGCCCUUGCGCAAUCCCAGACCACCGACAACGCAUUCACCUCCCCCGUAUCUGGCACCGUCAUCCAAGCCGGUGGCGGCGUGUUCACCAUCACCUGGAGCCCAUCCUUCGCCUCCGACUCCGCCUCCGGCAACGUCUCCCUCGCCCUCUUGAAGGGUGACGCGAACAACCUCCUCCUCCUCACCACCCUCGCAGACAGCACUGAGAACGACGGAGCGUAUUUGUGGGACCCUACUACGGCUCUUGUUCCGGGCACGGAUUAUGCGUUGAGGAUCAUGGAUGUUGAAGGGGACGUGAACUACUCGCACUACUUCGCCAUCGAGUUGUGCUCUACCUGCGUUCAGGCGUCCUCGACUUACGCUGCGGCCGGCGCGAUCUCCACUGUUUCCAUUGCCUCCAGCGCCGCUAUGUCCGCUCUCGGCACCACCGCGUCCGCCACCACUACUACCUCCUCUUCCUCUAUCGCCUCCUCCGCCAUCUCCUCCGUCGCUGCUUCCGUCUCAUCCGUUCUCUCCUCCUCCGCUUCCGUCGCUGCUUCGUCCGCUACCUCUACAGCUUCUGCCGCCGUCGCUGCUACCUCUGCCUCUGCUUCUGCAUCCAGGAGUGCUAGCAUGACUCGUGUUUCUUCUUCUGCUACCGCUGCCAGGUCUUCUGUUGCGCCCUCUGCGAGUGGAAGCUCGACCGCGUCUUCCGGUGCUGGAAAGGUUGGUGGGAGUUUGAUGGCCGGUGUUGUUGCUUUGGGUGGGUUGGUUUACGCUUUCUCUAUCUCGAUCACGAUGAGGUCGUUCCGCUCUCACUCGCUUGCGCAGGUCGCUCUUUUUAUCACUUUCAUUUUCAUCACACUCACUUCCACCACCGCUACUCCUCUCCAAUCCUCUCAGUUGCACGAUCAUUCCCGGCGCGACGCAUACGCUGCGGCUUCGGCAGCUGCGGAGAUCGACAUUCCAGCUGGGUCCGUGCACAAAUUGGUGAAGCGCGCGACGACAACCGCGGCGGUCUGUACGGCUACUUCGACCGUCAAGACGACUCAAACGGUUAAAACUACGCAGACGGUGAAGACUACUCAGACUGUUUCGAGUGUUGUUUACGUUACCCAGACUGUUACUGCUUCCGCCGCUGCUUCCUCAACUAAGGCUACCCUCUCCGACGUUUCUUCCACCAUGAAGACUAGUACGAGCUCCACCAGCGGUGUAGUCGCUUCUGUCUCCGUGUCGACGAGUAAGGGUGCUUCCGAGACUGCGCAGAUCCCUGCAAGUGCGACGACGACGUUGGCUACCUCGACCUACACCACCUCUUUGGACAAGUCUGGUGCCGUGACCUCUGCGCCGACUCCCACGGCUGCUACAACGAAGACUUCCUCCUUGGCUUCCUCCGUCUCAAUCAACACCAAGACGAUCUCGACCAGUGCGUCCGGAGUCACCACCGCCGGCGUCGCCAAGCCUUCCUCCAACAGUCUCUUCGCCCCCAUCGCCCUUGACAACCCCGCCUCCAAGUUCGGAUCCCGCGAACACACCGAGAAGCCUCUCUCCAUCUCGGGAUCCUUCCUCACUCAGCCCAUCCAGACGAACAAAUUCUACGGCAACAUGUACCUCGGAACACAAGAGCAGCCCGCUUGGACCCACCCUUACGUUCUCUCCUGGAUCAACAACAACUCGACUGGAUUCUACGGUAUGAUGGUCUCUCACGUCGAUGAUGGACAAAAAGUCUACGGACCUGAUGCGUCUGCGAAACCGGUGCAGUAUUACAUUAACCCUGGUGGAAUGCACUCUUUGUCCUUCUCCGCUCAGGAGUUCGAUACCGACAUGACGAUGUCGUUGGAGAAGCUCGAUCACAUGUCCGUCAACGUCCGUUUCCAGCCCAGUGCUGCCAGCAGAUCCGGAAACCAGGCUUUGUUGAUGCCCAUGGUCAACGGAAUGGGUUUCGUCACUGGAAAGUACUACAAGCUCACCCCUGCCUUCAACUCUGGUAUCCUCGUCCGCUCGUUGACUCAGGUCAAGUCUCCGUACUCGAACUCGUACAAGUAUGAGAUCUUGUUGGAGGAUGGUAAGAUGUGGGUUAUGUACGCUUUCCCCGACUCCACGAGUCAGAAGGCGUUUAACUUGACUGUCGUGUCCAACUCUCGUCUUGUCAACGCUGGUGGACAGUUCUCUGGUGUGAUCCAGAUCGCGAAGGUCCCCAACACCCAAGGUGCUACCACUUCUGGUGCUGUUGACCCCUCUUACACCGUCACGAGUGCUAUUAGUGUCUACGACACCUAUGCUGGAAGUUACGCUACUGGCGUUACCCUUGGUGGAUCCGUACAGGGUGAUUACGGAUCUUACACGUUCAAUUAUGCGAAGACUGGGCGUGCUGUUCCGUUGUUGAUGUUUGCUCUUCCUCACCACGAGGCGUCCUUCGCUUCCGCUACCCUCGCUGGCAAGACUUUGGUUCAGUUGCAGAGUACGACGAUGGGUUUGAUGACUGCGUAUGCUGCUGACGUCUGGGAGAUGGUCGAGAAUGAUUUGCCUACUGAUGUUGGAUUCUUGCCGUGGUCUCCUCUGGGGAAGAGUGCGACCUACACGACCAAGGCACUCGCUGCUAUUGCGUCUGCUGCCAACUCCGAGGUUAGCCAGGAUUUCGAUGCUCAGACUGAUUUGGACUCCAUGUACUACUCUGGAAAGGCGUUGGCGAAGUUCGCGCAUAUUUGUUUGGCGAUCAAUGAUGUGCUUGGUGACAAGAAGCUCGGGACUACGUGUUUGAACAAGUUGAAGACGGCGUUUGCGACGUUCCAGACCAACACUCAGCAAUGGCCUUUGAUCUACGAUACUACCUAUGCUGGUCUGAUCUCUACCCAGGGAUUCUCGCAAGGAUCUCUGAGUGAUUUCGGAAACACAUGGUACAACGACCAUCACUUCCACUACGGAUACCACAUCCACGCCGCCGCCAUCAUUGGACAUUUGGACCCUACGUGGUUGACGGCUGCGAACAAGGUGUACGUCAACAACUUGAUCCGUGAUGUUGCCAACCCUUCUGCGAAUGACCAGUAUUACCCCGUCAUGCGUGCUUUCGACUGGUUCGUCGGACACUCCUGGUCCAAGGGAAUCUUUGAGGCCGGUGACGGUAAGGAUGAGGAGUCCUCCUCUGAGGACUUCAACAUGUGGUACGCGCAGAAGAUGUGGGCAAACGUUAUUGGUGACAACGACAUGGAGGCUCGUUCGAACCUCAUGUUGGCAGUUAUCAAGAGGUCGCUCAACUCGUACAUGUUGAUGGAUACCGACAACACCAUCCAGCCCGCGAACUUCAUCGGAAACUUCGUCACUGGUAUUUUGUUCAUGAACAAAGCCGAUCACACUACCUACUUCGGUACCCUCGAGCAGUACAUCCAGGGUAUCCACGCUAUCCCCUCUAUCUCCGUCUCUGGCUACGUCCGUCAGCCUACUUUCAUCCAGCACCAAUGGGAUGCGAAGAUCUCGUCCAUCAUUGGUGGUGUGACUGAUGGAUGGAAGGGUAUUCUAUACCUUGAUUAUGCCAAUGCUGAUCCGGUUGCUGCGUGGAACUUCUUCAACUCGAGUAGCUUCUCGAGUAACUAUCUCGAUGGAGGUAUGUCGUUGACAUGGAGUUUGACGUAUGCGGCUGGUCUUGGUGGUGUUACUGCCUAG
Saitoella complicata NRRL Y-17804 is the source of this 3684-nucleotide messenger RNA. RefSeq lists its product as uncharacterized. The coding region runs from base 1 to 3684 and encodes 1227 amino acids. The record is from RefSeq and is a predicted model, not a curated record. Lineage: Eukaryota; Fungi; Ascomycota; Saitoellomycetes; Saitoellales; Saitoellaceae. The transcript has 2 exons. Gene Ontology annotation, molecular function: endo-1,3(4)-beta-glucanase activity; glucan endo-1,3-beta-D-glucosidase activity. Gene Ontology annotation, cellular component: cell surface.